This is a messenger RNA of Aspergillus welwitschiae, 489 nucleotides long. Its product is annotated as putative nuclear transport factor 2 domain protein. NCBI's taxonomy places the organism in Eukaryota, Fungi, Ascomycota, Eurotiomycetes, Eurotiales, Aspergillaceae. The record is from RefSeq and is a predicted model, not a curated record. The transcript is spliced from 2 exons. Gene Ontology annotation, biological process: protein import into nucleus. The coding region runs from base 1 to 489 and encodes 162 amino acids. Gene Ontology annotation, cellular component: nuclear pore central transport channel.
AUGGCUCCUCCUUCAGAAGACACACUGACAAAGGUUUCCACGGAUGCGGCAACCGACUUUGUCCAGUCCUUCUACCCUGCCCUCGAGAACAACCGUUCCACGAUAGCCUCGUUCUACAGCCAGCCCACGGCCAUGAUCCUUUUUAACGGAAACGCUGUCGCCGAUGGAGCCGCCGUCCAAGAGAUUUUUGUCAACCAAAUGUCCCCGACGCAUUACGAAGUGCAGUCCGUCGAUUGCCAGAUUAUCAACAAGGCGUAUCCAACACCUACCUCGACUGGAGUGAAGCUCCCCACUGAAACGACUGUCAAGGACAUGUCUAUCUUGGUUGUCGUUAGCGGCUAUGUGCGCUUUGGAGAGUCCAGAGAUUUGCCCCAACGAGGCUUCAGCGAGACCUUUGUGCUGGUGCCGAAUCCUUCCGCCGACGGGCCCAAAGGGAAGCGCAAGCGAGAAUGGCUUAUCCAAACCCAGAACUUCCGACUCGUCGUAUGA